Macaca mulatta (Rhesus monkey) is the source of this 1608-nucleotide messenger RNA. Lineage: Eukaryota; Metazoa; Chordata; Mammalia; Primates; Cercopithecidae. The record is from RefSeq and is a predicted model, not a curated record.
CCAGGAUUGCUAACUCAGAGAAGGGAAAUAAAUAGUAACAAAGGCGAGCAUUUAUUAAGCACUUAUGGUGUGCCGGGCCUCGAAACAUCAUCGGAUUUCGUUCUCAGACCAACCCUAAAGGUGCUGGUGUUAACUCCCCAUUUUAAAGAUAAGAACCAGCCGCUCAACCAGGGUAAGGCACUUGCCCCACUGUGGAUAAGCAGCAGCUUCGGCCUGACUCCAGAUCCCAACGUUGUGGAAGCCGGAACGCCCCAAGAACAGGCGGAGAGCAGAGGGAGCACCGCACGGGCGCGGGCCGGGUUGGGGGCGCCCCCAGGCCUCCAGGAGGUCGCGCGGCCCCGGCGAGAGCGGACGAGCCGUCAGCACCAGGGACAGCUCCCCGGGCAGCUCCCGGCAUCCCUCGACGACUGCGCGCGCGGGCCGGUGACGCGCGCUCCCCGCCAGACUCGGGCGCGCGCCCUCCCCGCCAGCGCGCGCCCUGCGCUCGGGACCAGGCUGGAGCCGCGCUUGCCGCUCGCAGGGAGCCAGCCAGGGCGUCCGGAGUCGCGGCCGCAGCGCGGAGCUGGCAGGGGUGCCCCCCCGGGCACGCAGUCGCCUCCCCGGGGGCCUCCAGGGCCUCUCAGCGCUCGCCUCGCCCGCCCAGCCCCACCAGGCGCCACCGCCGUGGCCUGGGCAUGAGCGGCCGCCGCUAGCUGCGCCCUGCCCGGGACGGACGCCCGCCCGCCCCGUCACGUGCGCCCAAGUCCUCGCGGCCGGGGCAGCGCCGUUCCCUUGCUUCAAGAUAAGAAAACUGAACCCAGGGAGAGGCCUCUGACCCAAGGUCGCCAGCAAGAGUAGAGCAGGACGGAGGCCCCUCAGGCGCGUGUCACCUGGGCCACAGCUGAGUAGAGUCCUGGAGUCCCCAGGGAGGAGGCUGAAGGCUGUUGAUGGAGAAGGGGGCGGAUGACAGCCGGGACCGUGGUCAUCACCGGGGGCAUCUUGGCGACUGUGAUUCUGCUCUGCAUCAUCGCUGUUCUGUGCUACUGUCGGCUCCAGUACUACUGCUGCAAGAAGGACGAGUCGGAGGAGGACGAGGAGGAGCCGGACUUCGCCGUUCACUCGCACCUGCCCCCACUGCACUCCAACCGCAACCUGGUGCUGACCAACGGGCCGGCGCUCUACCCCACUGCCUCCACCUCCUUCAGCCAGAAGUCUCCGCAGGCCCGGGCCCUGUGCCGCAGCUGCUCCCACUGCGAGCCCCCCGCCUUCUUCCUGCAGGAGCCGCCGGAGGAGGAAGAGGACGUGCUGAACGGCGGGGAGCGCGUGCUCUACAAGAGCGUGAGCCAGGAGGACGUGGAGCUGCCCGCGGGGGGCUUCGGGGGCCUGCAGGCGCUCAACCCCAACCGCCUCUCGGCCAUGCGGGAGGCCUUCGCCCGGAGCCGCAGCAUCAGCACCGACGUGUGACCCGGGCCCGCCCCCGGGACCCUGGCCUGGAAGAUAUGUAGAUCUCUUUGAAACGAAGUAAACACCCAUCCCUCCCAGCUCACUCUUCUCCACCGUGGGGACCUGCUGGGGGAGCCGCUGGCUCCCUGAGGAAAGUGAAGGCCAAUAAAACAUCUCCCACGUUCC